GCGUGCGUACGCCUCCUCAGGCGCUUUCUUGUUAAUGGCGGGCGGCGGCUGCUGAGUGGGACGCAGAUAACGGCUGCCCGCACAGGGAACGUCUCCCUGCCUCCUUUUCCGCUCGCCGCUAGUGCCCGAGCUCGCCAGCAUGUCCGUGGUGCCGCCCAAUCGCUCGCAGACCGGCUGGCCCCGCGGGGUCAACCAGUUCGGCAACAAGUACAUCCAGCAGACCAAGCCCCUCACCCUGGAGCGCACUAUCAACCUGUACCCUCUUACCAAUUACACUUUUGGUACAAAAGAGCCCCUCUAUGAGAAGGACAGCUCCGUUGCAGCCAGAUUUCAGCGGAUGAGGGAGGAAUUUGAUAAAAUUGGCAUGAGGAGGACUGUAGAAGGGGUUUUGAUUGUCCAUGAGCACCGGCUACCCCAUGUGUUACUGCUACAGCUGGGAACAACUUUCUUUAAACUACCUGGUGGUGAGCUUAACCCAGGAGAAGAUGAAGUUGAAGGACUAAAACGCUUAAUGACAGAGAUAUUGGGUCGUCAAGAUGGAGUCCUGCAAGACUGGGUUAUUGAUGACUGCAUUGGUAACUGGUGGAGACCAAAUUUUGAACCUCCUCAGUAUCCAUAUAUUCCUGCACAUAUUACAAAACCUAAGGAACAUAAGAAGUUGUUUUUGGUUCAGCUUCAAGAGAAGGCCUUGUUUGCAGUCCCUAAAAAUUACAAGCUGGUAGCUGCACCACUGUUUGAACUGUAUGACAAUGCACCUGGAUAUGGACCCAUCAUUUCUAGUCUCCCCCAGCUUUUGAGCAGGUUCAAUUUUAUAUACAACUGAAUUCCUGCGCAGCAGAGAAGUAAGGGAAGCCGUCUCUGUGAGCACAGCUAUACACAGUGUAGAAUAAACAUGCUAGAAAAGUUUUUUUGGUUUUAUCUCUUCCCCAGUCCCUAAAUUACCACCUACUUUCUGUUGUUUGAAUAGUAAAGUUAAUAUGAAAAACUCGAUUGUGGUGUAAACAAAUGUGAUAAUGUUUAAUUUACUUUUGGUUCUACUCAUACUUUUUUUGUACAACAUUAAAGAAAGUGGACUUCUUUCUAUUUGUUUUUUGUUGUUGUUUUGUUUUUUAAUUUCACAUUAAACUUGUAAAAUUCUUACAGGCAAGGACUGCUUUUCCCCCACUAAGCAGGUGAAUGUUAAGAGACAAUGGCAGGUUUAGGUCAAUAAAGUUUGUGGGACCCUUGCUCCGAUACCAUUCUUGGGGGUAUACUCCAAGACCGUGUUAUAGAUCUUUGUGAUGAGGAUCUUCUGUUACUUUUGGGAGCUAGAUUUGCUCGAGUGAGUCCAAGGUGCAACUCCUGUACCAGUUUUACACUCUUAAUGAGUUGUAUUACAGCAGAACUCCCAGUGUAUUACUGACUAGUACAUUUUAUACCGGUAUCACCAGAUCUUACUUCACAAAUAACAGAUCCUAAUUAAACAGACGGGAAACUAUGAAAAUUGACUAGGCUGGGGAAAGUUUUGGGCAUUGGUAUAAAAAGAGAGAGAUCCAGCGCUCAUUAGAGCCCUCCCCCAUAAUGCACAAAUUCCAACAUUUGUGCUGUUGGAAUUUAUGUAUCUUAGUUAUUCUUACAACCGUGGUAAAAUGGUGAUCUGUGAACGUGAAAGAAGUUUUAAAAGUGGGUCUGUUACGUUUUGAACUCUUGGAUUGUAAAGUUAGUUAUUUCAGUUGACGUGAAGUUACAGUGAAAGAGAUGAAAAUUUGGUUUUAACAAGUGACACAAAGCCUUUUCAAAAAUAUUUUGGAAUGAUCUGAAUCAGAAUUAGAUUUUGUCAGCAUAAGAGAAAAAUACCAAAUUUAAAAAUCUUUUAAAAACACUGCUAAAUUAGGAUCAAAUUUGAGGGAAUUAAAAAAUAAAUCUUAAGGCAAAAGAGUUUGCUGGUCGUGUUAUUGCUUAAUGGUAUAUUGUGUAUGCCUUAUUACAAAUGAUUGACUGUAGGUUUAAUGUAGAGGAAAUCUUAUAAGAUGCCCCUACUUAAAGAAAAGAGAUUGACACAGUUAAUGUUUUUAAUAGAUAGAAAUGACCUUUUGGUUAGUUGUACGUCUUUAUGGUACUGACCACAGGGCUGUUCUGAAUAUUGGGUGAUGUUAAAGAUACAUCAUACAUUCUUCCCUAUUUAGACUUGAGAAAAUCAGACCAAGAGCAGUUGAGCAAUUAUAUUUAUAAACAUUCAAGUUUAUUUAGUUGAGGUCCUGUCAAAUCUUCACACAAUUACGUAUCUAAUAGUGACUAUAGCUGUGCCCAUGCUUAGUAGUAGGUGAGCACCGGUCUCCAGACCAAAAAUGACCAGGGAUCUCCUUUGAAAAAGCCCCUAGUUUUGUGGAUAGUCGUCCUCCUUCAAGUGUAACAGUCCUGCCCUUCUGGUUUACAUUCACUUGUUUCUAACUUAACUGUAAUUUUACUGGUGAGCUCACUGAUGAAUCCUACAAGAUUGGGGAAGGCAGAGGUGGAGCUGGCUCGAUCUAGCCCACCUUCCAUGAUUGUUGCUGGAAUCCAAGUGAAAAGCUGCAGUGAUGACUUGCAGGUGUGUUAGCUCCUGCCAUUUGGGGAGAGUGAGGAGAGGCAGACUUUUUCUUGGUGUGAUUUAUAAAGUGCUGUCAGUAAGGAGUGUUUGAGUUGAAGAGUCAUCUGAUUCGAGGCCACUCGUGUCCUUUUGUAACUUAAGCUUUGACCUAGAAAUUCUUUCUUGAGCAUUACUUCCCAGUUGUAUAAGUGCUUGAGUCAGUCAUCCAUACCCUGGGACUUAAGUGAGAAAAACAGUAAGUUGGCUGAGUUAGUAACUUUGGAAUAUAAUAGAUCUGGUUUUGAGUGUAAAAUUCAUAACACAAACACAAAUUUUUAAAACUUGUAUUUGAACUGGUUAGUUAUAGUUGUAUCCCAAUGCUCUCUUGUUAAGUUUCCUGAUGAAAAUAGUAGAACUAGGGAAGUUCAGAUUUGAUGUAUUCCAUUAGAAAGAGGGUACAAGGGUACUGUUUAACACUUUCGUUAGGUAAGUUCUUAUCACACUUCUUCAAGAACCAACAGUCUUAAAAUGUGCAUUCCAAUUCUCUACAUAAUAAAUACUGACUAGUUUUUAAAUGAACUCUUGAUUAACUUAUAUUUUUGAAUGCCUUCUAUGUUCCAGGUUUGUUUGUAAAUGAGAGCCCACUUUUGCAUUGUAUAAUUACAAUAUAUGCCGUGUUCUUUUCCCUGAGUAAUCUAAGUAGUGAAUAUUCUAUAUAAGACUACUGAAUGGCAUUGGAAAAUAUUCAGUAGGUUGAGGGAAAAACUGAAAGUUUUACGCAAAUGUUUUAAAUCAUAUUUAGGAUUGACAUCCCUUUGAAGAAAAGUGAAAUCUAUUUUUUUCUAUGUGAUGAAGACUUGUGAUUUUUUAAAAGUAGAUAAUACUUAAAAUAGCAUUAUGAUAAUUCUGUGUAUGAAUUUGUACUUUUAACAGUAGUUAAAGACUUUUUACUUUUUAUCAUUGUCUUCCUUUGUAAUUAGCAUUGUAUGGUUCAGUUAUUUUUUAUAUUUAAGGGUUCUGUUAAGUUAGCAUUUUAUUUGGAUAAAACAUACCCAAACUAGCCAGUCUGUUUUCUUACAUGGUUAAUUAGAAGUGAGAGGUAGAGGUCCUCCAAAUUCAGCAGGCCAGCAGGCAAUCAGUUUAAAAUUCCCUUUCUUAAAUGGUGCAACUCCUACACUCUCAGGUUUUUAAUGACUUCAUUUUUUGAGAUGAAAUUCUUGGAGUACCUUUUCCAUGUUGGAGUUCCUCAAACUUGAUGUUUUCACUAGUUCAUAGUGUUUGGAACAGUAUGUGCCCAUCACUAAGACUGCUUCAGAGAGUGCAAAAUUUUGUACGUCCCAUUGUCAUAGAAGGCUUAGUGGGUUUUGCUGUAAUACAAAUCAGCUUAUAUAAGCAUGAGGUUUGAUUUCCUAUAAUUAUUCCACAUGUUUUACAUUACUCAUUAUUUGGGUUAAACUGGACUCAUUUGAAGCAGUUUGCCUUUGCUAAAUACGUAAUGAGAAGCAUAAUACUGUAAUUUGACUUGAGCCAUAAAACACAUUUUAAUAUUAGCUUAUAUUUAUCUAGCUUGUUUUUGUGAAAAAACUGACUAAAACCUAAGUAAAUCUAGAUUAAGCCAGUUUAGAUGUAAUUUGUAUUUUAGUGAUGGAUUGUAUUGUAAGACUAGAGCUAAAUUGAGAAAAUGUAUUAUGUUCUGUUAAGGGAAAGAGCGGCGCAUUUAAAAAAAACUUUGGUUGCUGUGUUCACAUCAUAAUGUACAAGCAUCAUUUAUAGUUUGGCUUUGAGAAUUUCUCUGGCAUUAAGUUUAUAGAAAAAUGUAUAAAAGAAACUGAAGUUUUGGUUAUAUUUUUAUAUUUGUAAAGUAAAAGUUUGAUUAAAAUGGUCACUGUUCUUUUUUUAUUUUAUUGUCAUUUCAAUAAAAAAAAUUAGAAUGA
This is a messenger RNA of Balaenoptera ricei (Rice's whale), 4482 nucleotides long. RefSeq names its product nudix hydrolase 21 (gene NUDT21). Gene Ontology annotation, molecular function: mRNA binding. Bases 140 to 823 code for a protein of 227 amino acids. Gene Ontology annotation, cellular component: mRNA cleavage factor complex. The record is from RefSeq and is a predicted model, not a curated record. Lineage: Eukaryota; Metazoa; Chordata; Mammalia; Artiodactyla; Balaenopteridae. The transcript is spliced from 7 exons.